AUGGUGCUCGGCAGCUUUCUCCACAACAGCUCCAAGCGGCGAAGUGGCGGCAGCGAUGCCUCCCGGGAGCAGCGGCCGGUCUCAUCGUCCAGCAUGAAGCGGCCGUCGGCCGGUCGAAACGGUAGCCGUAGCCGCAGCCGUGGCCGAAACCGCGACCGAAGCCACAGCCGCGGCCGCAGCCAGGCCAAAGACGGUGGCUCGCUCUUGCGACCCGAAGUCACAACGGACGCUGUUGGUGGCAGCUCUGCCGCUUCGUCCACCACGCGUACGGCUUCUGCCGGUGCACCCGAAUAUAUCUCUGACGAGGCGCAUCUGGCACCGCUUGGCUCCGAGGCGCCGGAUCUGCGCGAGCUCAACAGCAGCCUCGCCGCUCUGGCCGUCGUCUUUCCGGAUGUGCAGGUUGAGGUGUUCCGCGAGAUGCUGGCUAACUUUGACGGCGAGUCUCGGUUGGCCCUGGUAGCCGAUGCGCUGCUCAAGAACCGCGUGACCUGGGUCAAGGGCCGCUGGCGUGUGGCGGCUGAUGUGCGGACAGCAGCAACUUCGGCCUCUUCAACCUCUUCGACCUCCUCAGCUUCCUCAGCUGUCUCAUCUUCUUCCGCUCCUCCUAGCUUUUCCCCCGUGGCGCCUGCCGAACGCUUCCGCAGUCCCGAGUACAAAAAGGCAGCUAUGGCGCUGGCCUAUCACGAGUUUAUGGGCCUCUCGCGGUCGACGAUCAACGCGGUGAUGGCAGAGCAGAACUACGCGUACCUGGACGGCCGCGACGCGUUGGUGCGGAUUUCGGGCAAGUCGUGGCGAUUCGCGCUGUCGUCGCUCUUCCUGCGGCGCAAGGCGGUGACGAGUGCUGAGGCCGAGAACCACCCGCUCAUCGUGUGGAAGUCGUCGGGCCGGGGGUCGAUCCUGCCGACAAUCCGGACGACAGGCAGCGCCGAACUCGACUGCGAAUUGUUUGAGGCGCUGAUCGUACCGCUGCGAGCACAACGCCGGGCAGCUCAGGAGGAUGCUGACCGGGAACUGGCGAGCACGGUCAACAUGGCCGAGGCCGAGGAGGCCGGGGCGACGUACGACUGCGCGUGCUGCUUCGGGACGGCGACGUUUGAGGAGAUGACGACAUGCAGCGGCGACGCGGCCCAUCUGGUGUGCUUCCGCUGCGUGCAGCAUUCUGUGCGCGAGGCCGUCUUUGGCCAAGGCUGGGCCCGCACGAUCGAGACCGACAAGGGCACGCUGCGCUGCACUGCCGUCGACAGCACUGACUGUGCCGGCGUGAUCCCGGCCGACCACCUGCACCGGGCGCUACUGGACGGACCGCGGGGCGGCGACGUGCUGUGCCAUCUGGAGCGACGGCUGGCCGAGCACAGCCUCUUGGGCAGCGGUCUGCCGUUGGUGCGCUGUCCGUUCUGCGCGUACGCCGAGGUGGACGACAUCUACGUGCCAUUUCACGAAGCAUCGCCGCGGGUGCGUGUCGACAACCUGUACAGCCUCGUGUGCCUGAUGCUGCUCUGUGGCGCUACGCCUGUGCUGGUGGUGCCGCUGCUGCUGGUGGCCGUGGUGGCGGCGCUGCUGCCACGCAGCGGUGCGCUGGCCGUGCUGAGCAGGAGCUACGCGGGCGAGCAGCUGACGGCAGCGAUGACGCGCUACCGGCGACGGCGGCGUGGCCAGCAGUUCCGCUGCCAGAACCCGGCAUGCGGCCGUGUAUCCUGUCUGGGUUGCAGCAAGGAAUGGGUGGACGUGCACGUGUGCCACGAGUCGUCCUUGGUGGCUCUCCGGACGCAGGUCGAGCAGGCCAUGAGCAUGGCCAUCAAGCGUGUGUGUCCGCGCUGUCACACGUCCUUUGUCAAGACGGUCGGCUGCAACAAGCUGACUUGUCCAUGUGGCUACAGGAUGUGUUAUGUCUGUCGGCGUGACAUCAGCGGCAAUGACGGCCCUGAUGCCGGAUACCGCCAUUUUUGCGACCAUUUUCGUCCGCAUGGUGACGGCCGUGCCUGUAACCAGUGCCGCAAGUGCAACCUGUGGGAGACCGAGGACACCGAGGCUGUGCUGGCGGCAGCGCGCGAGGAGGCCGAGCGCAAGUGGAUGGAGACGGAGCGACGCGAACUGAGCCAAUCGGAGCGCGCCUUUCUGGAGACCGGCAUUGCGGCCAAGACCACGCCAGCCAGUGCGGCUACCCGGCGGCUCGUCGGCAGCGUGUUAGGCGUUGAGAAGGGCGGGGCUCCUGGCGCUGGAAAUGGUGCUGACAAAGCAGAAUAUGGCGACGGUCACGUGCUGCCGCGAAGUGGUGUCCGACUACCUUCGAUGGCCGAGCUGUUGGACUGGCUGCUGGAGAGCGUGCUUGUAUAG
Molecule: messenger RNA, 2334 nt
Organism: Grosmannia clavigera kw1407
Lineage: Eukaryota; Fungi; Ascomycota; Sordariomycetes; Ophiostomatales; Ophiostomataceae
Product: ring finger protein
Exons: 1
Coding region: 1-2334 (777 amino acids)
Source: RefSeq, a predicted model, not a curated record